GAUGUAAUCCAAAAUAUGUUUAUCAAUGUGGUAGUUCUACAGGCGAGAUCUGUGAAUAUGGUCCUAGAGAUUCAUGUAAGCAAUGUGGGGCAUUAUCGUGCCCAACAAGUAUAAAUUCAACGAAAAUUACAAAUUCGGCAUCAAACGAUUCAAAACAACAAAUGAUUGCUCUCAUAAUACCUUGUAUAAUAAUCUUUGCAAUUAUAGCCCUUGUACUCGGUUACUUAAUUUAUCAAAAACGUAAAGAUGAUGUAAACAAUAGAAAUUUUGCUUCAUAA
This is a messenger RNA of Racocetra persica, 278 nucleotides long. Lineage: Eukaryota; Fungi; Glomeromycota; Glomeromycetes; Diversisporales; Gigasporaceae. The record is from the annotation of a GenBank genome assembly.